Vicia faba (fava bean) is the source of this 417-nucleotide messenger RNA. NCBI's taxonomy places the organism in Eukaryota, Viridiplantae, Streptophyta, Magnoliopsida, Fabales, Fabaceae. The record is from the annotation of a GenBank genome assembly.
AUGAUGAGCGUGUUGUUCCAGUUCUUUGACCCAUUGCAUCAUUGUUUUACCUUCCCGGAUUAUCUGCUAGUCCCUACUUUGGAGGAGUUUUCUGAUUUACUAGGCAUAUCUAUCCUCGAGCAGACACCCUUCACAGGUUUGGAGGAGGUUCCUAGACCUGAGGACAUUUCUUCAGCCUUACAUCUAAAAAGGGCUGAUAUAGUAUCCAACUGGGAGACACGUAGUGGGGUUAAAGGUUUCUUGGCUAAGUUUCUAAUGGAUCAAGCUCAACAGUUCUGGGAUAAUUUGGACUUUCAAGCUUUCGAAGACAUCCUGGCUCUCCUCAUCUACGGCUUGGUUCUCUUCCCAAAUCCAGAUUCUUUCAUAGAUGUGAAUGCAGUUGUUGUACCCCAAAAUUUUCCCUCCCAUAUUCCUUAA